AGCCCGCCCAUCCCGGAAGCGUUUCCCGGCUGCUCGCCGCGCUCCAGGCCCCCCCUUCCCCCUCUCCCUCUCCGCUUCCCCCCCGCCCCUCCUCGCCGAGACCCGGUGCCGCCCGGACAGCGCCCCCCCGCCCCGCGCGCCCUCACCGGGGGGGGGCACGCACUUCUUCCCCCCCCCCCCCCCCCCAGCCCCGCUCCGCCGGCUCGCGCCCAGGAGGAGCAGGGGGGGCCUCGCGUGCCGCCCCCCUUUCCCCUCCGCCAGCGGUCGGAGGCCCGGGGCAGCAGAGCAGAGGGGCCGGGCGGGCAGGCGGGCAUGCAGCCGCCGCCGGAGCCGAGCCCUCAGCGCAGCACGAAAAUGCCAGAAGCCUCAGAAGACCAUAAUCAUUGGAAGGCCUGUUGACUUCCAUUUCUUGGUAAUCUAGAACAUCAUCAAUCUGGCAUGGCGCAGGGCAGUCAACAACUCGACAUGCAGGUACUCCAUGAUCUCCGACAACGUUUCCCUGAGAUACCUGAAGGAGUGGUAUCUCAGUGCAUGCUUCAGAACAAUAACAAUCUAGAUGCCUGUUGCCGAGCCCUCGCACAGGAGAGCAACAAAUACUUAUAUAUGGAGUACCAUAGCCCUGAUGACACCAGAAUGAAUAGAAAUAGCCUUUUGCACAUUAAUCUGGGUAUUCAUCCUCAUACCAGCUAUCAUGCCGGGGAUGGAGCUCAACUUAAUGGUGGUCGUACACUGGUACACAGUUCAAGUGAUGGACAUAUUGAUCCACAACGCACGGCAGGUAAACAGCUGAUAUGCUUAGUUCAAGAACCACAUUCUGCUCCCGCUGUUGUGGCAGCUUCUCCUAGUUACAAUCCAUUUUUCAUGAAUGACCAGAAUAGAAAUGCAGCUACUCCUCCUCCACAGCCACCUCCACAGCCAUCUUCCAUACAACCAGGAAUGAACACGUCUGCUAUGCAAGGCCCUCCUCCCACGUAUAUGCACAUACCUCGGUACAGUACAAAUCCCAUUACUGUUACAGUAUCACAAAACCUCCCCUCUGGACAGAGUGUACCCAGAGCUCUACAAAUUCUUCCACAGAUUCCAAGCAAUCUUUAUGGGACUCCUGGCUCUAUUUAUAUAAGACAAACAUCUCAAGGUUCUUCAGGACGACAGACUCCUCAGAAUACACAGUGGCAUUCAUCGCCACAGGGCCCAGUUCCACAUUAUACUCCCCGUCCUCUACCUGUAUAUCCACACCAACAGAACUACCAACCUUCUCAGUAUUCUCCAAAACAACCCCAGAUCCCACAAUCAGCUUUUCGAUCACCACCGGCAUCCCAGUGUCCCUCUCCCUUUGGCUCUCCUCAACACCAAGUUCAACCUCCUCAACUGGGUCAUCAGAGCUCACAUGUUUUCAUGCCUCCUAGUCCUUCAACCGUCCCACCCCAUCCAUAUCAGCAAGCAUCCCAGACUUUUCAAAAACAAGGUGGUCACUCUGUAUCGUAUCUGCCUCCUUUUGCUGGACCUAGUUUAUCCAAAGGUUCCAUGAAUAAAAUAGAAAUUACAGUUGAGCCACCACAAAGACCUGGGACUGCAAUGAACAGAAGCCCUUCGCCAAUAAGUAAUCAACCAUCUCAACGAAACCAGCACCAGCUGUAUGCAGCCACUACUCCUCCUUCAAGCUCUCCAUCAAGAGGUAUGUCAGGUCAACCCAAACCUCCAUUUAGUGUUAAUCCAGUAUAUAUUACCUACACGCAACCAACUGGACCUACAGGUGCACCAACACAGUCUCCUCGGGUAAUGGUAUCUCAGCCAAACCCAACCAUUUUUAAAAUCACAGUAGGUCGAGCACCGACUGAGAAUCUUUUAAAUUUAGUGGACCAAGAAGAGCGUUCUGCAGCACCAGAACCUAUUCAGCCUAUUUCUGUAAUCCCAGGAUCUGGAGGAGAAAAAGGAAGCCAUAAGUAUCAGAGAAGUUCCAGUUCUGGAUCAGAUGACUAUGCUUACACUCAAGCCUUGCUGUUACAUCAACGAGCAAGGAUGGAGAGAUUAGCAAAGGAACUGAAGGUUGAAAAAGAGGAGCUCGAACGCCUGAAAGCCGAAGUGAAUGGUAUGGAGCAUGAUCUCAUGCAGAGGCGGCUUCGAAGAGUUAGUUGCACGACUGCAAUUCCAACACCUGAGGAAAUGACCAGAUUGAGAAGCCUCAACAGACAGCUCCAGAUAAAUGUUGACUGUACACUGAAAGAAGUUGACCUCCUUCAAUCUAGAGGAAAUUUUGAUCCAAAAGCCACAUGUAACUUCUAUGAUAACAUAGAGCCUGGUCCUGUUGUGCCGCCAAAGCCAUAUAAAAAGGAGCAUCAAAACAGUUCUAAACAGACUCCACGGACUCAGCCAAGAGAUGAAGACUUUGAAGGGGCUCCAUGGAAUUGUGAAAGCUGUACCUUUCUAAAUCACCCAGCACUGAAUCGCUGUGAGCAGUGUGAAAUGCCACGAUAUACCUGAAAAUCAGGAAGGGGCCGCAUUGGGUUGAAAACAGUCUCUCAAGCCAACGGCUGUAGGAGAAGGAAACAUGGAGAACCUUUCAGUCCAUCUGCCCGACCUUUGCCAGUCAACAAUCUUCAUAUUGCAAGGGGUGGGAGUAAUGUGUUAAGAUGUUUCUGCUUGUGCUACAAAUAAAUAAAUUAAGGGUUAAAUUCUUUUUUAUCCCAUUACAAUGAGCAAAGCAGAAAAUGAAACCUGCACAUGUAAAAGGAUUAAUUUUGGGAAGAAUGUAUACAGGAAAGCAAAUAACUACUGGUGUUUAGUCCUGUGGUUAUAGUUACUGCUUAGUGGCUCUAAAAAAAAAAAAAAAAACACAAAAACCAAACAAAAAACAAAACAAAACAGUUUUGUUUUGUUUGUUUUUUUAAAAAAGUGAUUGAUAGGACUCUUAGCAAUGGUGUGAGAUGUUACACUUAACCAGAAAAACUGAAGAGCCAGAGCUGACUUUAACCUGACCACAGCUAGCUGGAAAACAAAGGCUCCCUGUGCUUCUAGAUUGUAAACUACUGAAAAGGAAGACAGGUAAAUGCAACAAUAAACUUUGCAAUGUAUAAAAAACAAAGAGAAGGGUAUUUGUAAUUGCUGCUUUUUUUCAGGGUAACUUAUGUCUACAAAAAAUUGCUAUUUGAAAUGGUAACCUAAGGUGACUAAAUGAGAUACCGUGUGAGUGUUACAGAGAGUUUAAUCAGAGGUAAUUUUUUUACAAUUCCUUUUGCUUGUACAGUGCUCACCUGGCUGUGUCAACACUGGUAAUAAAUUAAGAAUGAAUUCUGCCAUAUUACAGAUGAAAAUACUGCUGCAUGCUUUCAGUAGGCCAUCAUGUUUCAAAGCUAGUAUGCUUUAUGUACAACAACCUUCUAAGCCUGUGCUGUGCAGCACAUAUGCCAAACACAGACCACUCCAAAUUCAGUUUGGGAGACUUGAGCUCAGCCAUGGUUGUGUGUGCAAAGAGUUUGUACCCAGUUCCUUAGGCCUUUUCAGCUUCCAAUUUGUGAAGAAUUCAUGAUGUUUACAGCACAGAAGGUACUUUGUGCCCCAGUUCAAAGUUAGCUGAAUAUUAAUGAAUCAGCUCUUCAGUAAAGGUUUAUUUGCACAUUGUUAAUAAACCAGCCUGUGUAAAACAGCAGAUGUGAGAUCUUGAAAAUUUACACACUGCAUUCUUUUUUGUUUUGGUCAGGAAACUUUUGCCAUAGGUUGAAGAACACGAGACUUGCAACUGAAAAUCAUACUGGUACUUUUCUGCAUAUGAUACACUGUAUUAUAAAGGUGAUGUUCCAUUUGUUUGAAUGCUUCAGGUUGCUGUAAUAAAGCACUCAAUCCUUGUGAAAUCAAACUUGGGUUUGGGCAGCUGAAUGAUUACAUUACACAACUGAGCGACUGAGUAGGGUGUUCUUGUGUACUGGGCAGGAGCCGUUACGGUGCAUUUGAAUUUUUUUAGGGUAUAACUUGAUCAAGAUUCAGAGACACAACCGAGCACGUCAGCUGAGCUGUAGUAAUUGCCUUUGCAGCAGCUGCGAAGCGAAACACGCUAGCCAAACCUUACCAGAAGAGAUUUUAAACUACGUUCUGCGUUGUUUUUAGCUCAUGGCAUCCACGUCCAUAUGGUGAAAUUACCACAAUUCACUUGAUGUGUGAUAACACGUUGAGCUGUGGUAGAACAAUCAUGUGUCUGAGUCCUCGUUUAAAAUAAAGCAGCGUUUGUAAGGUGGGUGGAGGGGAAACUCGACUGCGUUGCUUAAUCUGGUGUCUUCUCUCUCUGCAGUUUAUAAAGAUAACAGUAAAGGGCAAACUGUGAUCUUAGAUUUUUAUCUGGCAUUUUUCAGUAUGUUCUUGCACUAAUUAAGUUUUUGGCAUAAUUUUAAAUAAGCUAAGAGAUCUCCGGCUAUCAGUGUGCACCGCUGAUGAGCAAAACAAAGUCAAAGGUGUCAGAGCUACUUUUCCUUCCUUCAUUCCUAAUGGUUUAUAUUACUAUAUGAAGAGCUCAUAACGUGUGGAAAGGGGCAAAAAAAAAUACUGCCAAAUGAAGUUUUAAGGUGAAUAUCAAUUUUAUUCAUGUAAGAGAACAGUGUGACAAAACUGAGAUAACUAGAAAACCGAUGAGCAGAGGCAUUUUAGAGAGGAUAAGCAGCACUGUGUGCUGUUAUCAGCUGUGUAAUGAAUUACUCAAAACAAUGCCAGUAACUUCAUGACUUUUCCAUCGUGAUGCCUUUGCCUUUGUAUUAUUUCAGUUUUCUAUUCACUUGUACUUCUGUUGAAAUUCUAGAAGCAUUUGUUUUUGCUGGAAUUACAAAAUGACAGCUACUGAAAUGACAGCAAACGAGAGUAGGUGUGUCACACAUCAAUACAGCUGUGCCAUUUUCAGGCAGAAUAGAUGCCACUCUGGGGGGAGGGCGGUGGGCAGGGAGAGGAAUGCAUACCGUCCAGUAGUUCCCUGUACUGUAAUAACCAUAAAUGGAGAGUUGCUAAUCCUAGUCAUAGCUUCACCAGAGGGAGAGAAGGAAGGCUGCUGUGACAGCAAAACACUUUUUGAAAGACUGAGUGCUGUUAAAUUGAAAAUGAAUUCCCUCAUGCCAAUACUUUUAUUCCAGUUUCUCAAUUACUCUCAUUUGGUUUUUGUACAAAAAGGAAAAAAGGGCAAACCUUUGUUGUAUUCUUGUAAAUGCCCGUUCUCAAACAUUAGUAGCAAAGACUUUACAUGGUGCUUGAGUAUUUCUAGUUUGUUAGAAUGUAAAUUGUAUUUUGAAUAUUGGAAGAUCCCAUUUCCUUCUGAAAGCAGGUGACACUGUUGACACCCCAACUGAAUUGUAGUUUAUGCCAAAAAGGUUUGGUUUAUGUAAUAUUUAUUGAAUGCACAUGAAACCCUCAUGUCAGCUGGCAUACAAAAUGCACUGUAUUGUAUAAAACUUAUGUGUGCGUGUGUGUGUGUGUGUGUGAAUGGUGGGAUGCUGAUACCAUUGUGCUGAGUUAAUGCACUACUUGUGUUUUCUUUAUCUCCUUAAUGACUGAGCUUUCCCUCAAUCAUGCUACUAGAUUGGUAGAGUUUGAAACUGACUUGGACAUUCAGAUAUUCACAAUGAUUUCACUGUUCAUUGAAAUUUCAUAAAGCUUAUUUUAUAUUUACUGUGCUAUCAAGAUGAAUUCCCUUUAAUUAUAGAAUACUACUGUCGUUCUUUAAAAGUUUAUUUAGAGUGGGGCUUGUGGAAAAUUUUUCAGAACAUAGUAAGCCAAAAGGAAUCCUGAGCUUUGGAUCUACUUUUAAUUUGAUGUAAUUAUCAGUCACGUUUGGGUGGAGAGGAAAGGGGUGGGAAGCCAAGCAAAAGGAAGUAAUUUGUAAAAUGUAGUCUUAGAUUGAAUUGUGUAUCUGUGUGUCUGUGGUAUGUGUGUGUUUCCCUUGAAAAACGGGAGGUGUGGUGAAAAGGUGUAAUAAUUCUUAAAAGAGCUGGUCUCAGUAGUUUCUGAUUAUGAUAUGCUACUAAAUCACAUUUUUUUAAAAAGAACCCUUUUCUUUCAGUUACUUUAUUUGUCCCAGUUACACAUCUCUCGUUUCGGUUUCUAAAUACUUCAACGUUGAUUGUAAAACCCCUUUAAACUGAAAUAAAACUACUUGAGUUGAAAUGGGGACAAAACAAAAACAAUAAAGAAUGUUUUUUUAAAAAGAAUGUGACAAUACUAAAUAUCUUAAAAACAAGCUUGUCAUCAGGAUGAUAGUUUUCGUUUUAAAAUUCACUGGUAUACCCUAGAAUGUGAACAAAUGACUAUCCUUACGAGAAGUGGGCAGUGGACAUAAACAAUCCGUCAGCUUGUUUGGUACCACAGAAGUGCUACCGUCGCUCUGAAUCCCCUCAAGGGGAGAGACGUGCACAGAUAUCACAUCUCAUAGUCAGUACUGUCUCUAUGUGCUGCUGCAUUUGUUUCGUUUCUAAACGUCAAUAUUACGUGAAGCUGGACAUGUCCUGAAUUUUACCAGAUUUCUUCAGUUUGGGGCUUUCAUUGCUGUUUAUGUCCAUAAUUAUUAAUGCAAACAUUUUUUUUCCUGGGUUUUGAAUAAUCAGAAAUCAAUGGAGUUAAUGCAAUAUUAGAAUCCGGGACUUUCAGUACCUUUGAACUCAAUUUUAAAAACCUGUGUUCUUGAAACUUAUUUAUUUAUGGUGGCACCAGUGUAUCUAAUCCAUAUUUUCUGCUGUGUGAAACCCUGUUAAAUUUUUUCAUUAAAAAGAAAAAAGAAGACACGAUCUUGUUUAAUCCUGUAUAUAUGGUGUCUACAUUCUAGAUUUGUGUAUGCUGUGAAUGACCUUAUUACUAAGAGAUGAAACUGUAUAAAAGCAUUCAGAGGCUAUGCAUGCAUGGUACCUCCAGAAAGUGCAUACUCCGAGUUGCAGAUUCCUGCAAAAAUAAAUUAAUAAAACUAAGCAAACAUCA
Colius striatus (speckled mousebird) is the source of this 6939-nucleotide messenger RNA. RefSeq names its product TGF-beta activated kinase 1 (MAP3K7) binding protein 3 (gene TAB3). The coding region runs from base 439 to 2481 and encodes 680 amino acids. Gene Ontology annotation, cellular component: extracellular exosome. Lineage: Eukaryota; Metazoa; Chordata; Aves; Coliiformes; Coliidae. The transcript has 7 exons. Gene Ontology annotation, molecular function: ubiquitin binding. The record is from RefSeq and is a predicted model, not a curated record.